AUGCGGUCCUACUUCCCUGUCCUUUCUCUCCUUCUCUCGCUCCGCUCCCAUGUCUCUGCUCUCUCGUUCGACGUCCACGUCCGCUCCCGCUCAGAUACGUUGACGCGCCGCGCCGACACGAACAACACCAUUCCGGUUGCCAACACGCACAACUCGGAGUACAUCGCAAAUGUCACUCUCGGCGGUCGCGACAUCCCUGUCCUCCUGGACACUGGCAGUUCCGACUUAUGGGUUACGGGCACUGUGCCGAACUCGAAGGAUACGGGAAAGUCGGUCUCGCUGAGCUAUGCGGUGGGCCAAGCAUCGGGUGACAUCUACACUGCUGACAUGUCCUUCGCGGGCUAUAAUGUCGCCGACCAGGCUUUCUUGCUAGUUAAUGACACUUCCGCCUUCUCCCUUGACAUUGAAGCCCAAGGAUUCUCCGGGCUGAUCGGUCUCGGUCCGGCCACUGGAUCGGUUAUUCGUGAUAAGCUCGACGAACAUACAGGAGAUAGUGUGCUGGGACGCAUCUUUUCUCAAAACACCACUACCGCCAACUAUCUCACCAUUCUCCUCAACCGUUUGGAGGACCCCGACAGCCCAUCGACUGGUCAGUUGACCGUCUCGGAGACGCUCCCACAAUACAGUAACAUCACCUCCAUGCCAAAACUAACCGUCGACAAGGUUCACAAGCUCACCGACGAGGACCAGCACUGGCAAGUCUACACCGACGUCAAUGGAAUCAUUGGGCCAGAUGGUAGUCCCAUCAGCUACGAGUCAAUCGUCCCCAGUGCUCCAGAUGGUCAGCUGGUCGUCGUCUUCGAUUCUGGUUUCACUCUCCCCCAAGUCCCCCGUACCGUCGCGGAUGCGAUCUAUGGUCGCGUACAGGGCGCAGAGUACAACACUGUGUCCGAAGUCUGGACGAUACCCUGCGACCAAUAUCUCACCUUGACGUUCAAGUUCGGAGGCGUUGAAUACCCCAUCCACCCACUCGACAUCUCGAGCAGCGACUUCAACAUGGUCAACUCGCUUGGCGACACGGUUUGCCUUGGUGCCUUCCAACCGAUCACUUCGGCGUUCAGCUUGCUCGGAGAGUACGACAUGAUUCUAGGAAUGGCAUUCAUGCGCAACGUCUACGCUCUUCUCGACUAUGGCAACUUCAUCGACCACUCCGAUGUCGACCAAGGCGACCCCUUCAUUCAGCUCCUUUCUCUAACCGAUGUGGCUUCUGCGAAACAAGAUUUCGUACAGGUCCGUUUGAACGGUGUCGACACAACCGGCUCUUCCUCGAAAGCCCUUCUACCCACCAGCCAGGAGCAGCACUCUCCGAUCUCCGCUGAGGAGAAGAAGAAGCUGUACGAGGAGAAAGUGCUUAGCCAUUGGCCCGAAAUCCUCGUUGGCUGUCUGGCCUUUGUGUUAAUCUCCGCCGGUCUCAUCAUCUGGCGCUGCUGCGUCCACCGACGGAAGCAGAAGGCCGCCCGCUCCGCUGCCAUUCUCCUCCCUGGGGACACUAAGUCGAUGGGUGGGCGCCCCUCGUACGCUGGGUCUCAGGUUGCGCUCAACCGGUUGGACUACGGUGACAAGGACAUGCGCCAGAGCUUCCAGCGCGAGUAUCGCCCCUCGUUCGCCUCAAGCCGGCACCAAGUAUGA
Epithele typhae is the source of this 1629-nucleotide messenger RNA. Its product is annotated as aspartic peptidase A1. Bases 1 to 1629 code for a protein of 542 amino acids. The record is from RefSeq and is a predicted model, not a curated record. NCBI's taxonomy places the organism in Eukaryota, Fungi, Basidiomycota, Agaricomycetes, Polyporales, Epitheliaceae. Gene Ontology annotation, biological process: proteolysis. Gene Ontology annotation, molecular function: aspartic-type endopeptidase activity. The transcript is spliced from 6 exons.